AUGUUGAAGUCCCUCACCGCUGCGGUGGCCUUCCUGGGCGCCGUUACAGCCUCGCCAGCAGUUCUCCGCCAUCAUGGCCGCUCUGCACUUCAGCCUCGAGCAAAUAGCUCCUUUUGGUAUGCUUCUAUGGACCACACUGGUCAGUUCAAGGGCUCUGCGCCUUAUGUAUCAGAUCCCGAUUCGUACAACGUGUUUGUUGCCGUCAACCCUGGUGACGCCGGUUCUCUUCAGAAUGCCAUCGACUCAGCUGGUAGCGGCAACCGACAGAACGAAUGGCUGGCAUCGCAGCCUCGUGUCGUGUACAUCCCAUCUGGAACAUACGAGCUCCAGAACACUCUCAACAUGCGGACUGACACCAUUCUAUUCGGUGAUGCUACCAACCCUCCCGUCAUCAAGGCCGCGGCAGGAUUCAGCGAUAAGUACCUCGUCAACGGCCAGGACCCCUCGACAGGUGAAGCCGGCGAACUUUCCUUUGCUGUUGGACUGAAGAAUGUUAUUUUGGACACUACUGCUGUGGAUGGAAGCUCUGGUAUCUCUGCUCUUUACUGGGGUGUUGCUCAAGCUUGUCAGCUACAGAACGUCAAGAUCACCCUUGCGCCCUCAGUCAACGGCAAGGGCCACACCGGUGUUCAGCUGGGUCGUGGAUCUACUCUUGCACUUGCUGAUAUCCGAAUUGAGAAUGGCCAGACUGGUAUUUGGCACAACGGCCACCAACAGGCUCUCUACAAGAGCAUCUACUUCUACAAGAACACUGUUGGCAUGCUCAUCAGCGGCGGCAACACCAUCAGUCUCUUGAGCCCUACCUUUGAUUCCGUUGGUACUGGUGUUUCCAAUACUGGUGGCAGCCCCUUCAUCGGAAUUGUCGAUGCCACAUCUAUCAACUCAGGCGUUACUUUCACAACCUCCGUUUAUCCUUCCAUUGUCAUCGACAACUUGACCAAGGAUUCCGACUCCGAUGUUGCUGUUAUCCGCGGCACAACAACUGUCGGCGCAUCAAAGAACGUCAUCAACUACAGCUACGGAAACACUGUUGGAGGUAACCCUGUUUACGGCGGCGUUAACGGCAACACGACUCGCCCUAGCGGUGUUGCCCCUGGCGGUCGUAUUCCAGCUGUCGUCGUGCCCAACUACGCUAAUAGCCCUGUGAGCGACUUCAUCAAUGUUAAGGAUCCCAGCCAGAAUGGAGGCCAGACCGUCAAGGGUGAUGGCAGCACCGAUGACUCUGCUGCCCUUAACAAGGUCCUCCAGUUCGCCGCCACUAACAACAAGAUUGCUUACUUCCCCUUUGGCGACUACCGUGUUGAGUCUACUCUCCUGGUCCCGGUUGGCUCCCAGCUUGUUGGAGAGGCCUGGGCAACUAUUUCUGGCGGUGGUGACUUUUUCAAGGACUCAUCCAACCCCAAGCCUGUUGUCCAAGUCGGCAACGAAGGCGAUGUUGGUGUCGCCCAACUCCAGGACUUCCGCUUCACUGUCUCCGACGUUCUGCCUGGUGCCAUCAUUGUCCAGUUCAACGCAGCCGGUGACAAGCCUGGUGAUGUCGCGCUUUUCAACUCUCUCGUAACCGUCGGCGGAACUCACGGUGCCAGUGCCUUGACCAACGCGUGCACCGACGCCAGCAACGAAUGCCAGGCAGCUUUCAUUGGCCUGCACUUCACCGAAAACUCUUCGGUCUACGUUGAGAACACUUGGAACUGGGUUGCUGACCACAUCACCGAGGGCUUCAACGGAGGAUCUAACAUUGCCGCAAAGGGCGGUGCUUUGGUCGAGUCCACCAAGGGCACUUGGCUCAACGGUCUCGGUAGCGAGCACUGGUGGCUGUACCAGCUCAACCUCAAGUCUGCCAGCAACGUUGCCGUCACUCUCCUGCAGAGUGAAACCAACUACGACCAGGGCGACAACACUCAGCAAGUCCCUCCUGCGCCGUGGACUGCCGAUGUCAAGGGCUGGGGUGACCCUGAUUUCUCUUGGUGUGAUGAUACUGCGCGUUGCCACAUGGGCCUUGCCAACUUUGUCCAGGGGGGCUCUGACAUUUACUACUACGGCUCUGCUUCUUGGGCCUUCUUCAGCGGCCCCGGAUACCAGGGCUGCUCUGGUUCCUAUCAGUGCCAAGAUUACAUGCACUUCAUCUCAUCGACUCCCACAAACCUUCAGAUGUACGGAAUGUGCUCCAAGGACACUUCAGUUGCUCUCCGCCUGGGCGACGGUACCAAGAUCAAUGCCCAGCCUGACUUCACUGGAGGCUGGAGCCCUGGUGCCGACAUUGGUCGCUACACUUCUUAA
Messenger RNA from Trichoderma asperellum CBS 433.97, 2280 nucleotides. RefSeq lists its product as uncharacterized. The record is from RefSeq and is a predicted model, not a curated record. Lineage: Eukaryota; Fungi; Ascomycota; Sordariomycetes; Hypocreales; Hypocreaceae.